UGAUUAAAACUAGGUAUUUAUUUUACGGAUGACACUUUUAUUUAUGGAAUAUAAUAAUAGUCAGGUUCAGACAGCCAAACCAGACCGUAGCUGACUAUUUUAACUUCUUACCAACUGCCUUAGUUAAACAAUAGACCUAUACCCAAGGUAUCCAGGUGCAAGGUUCAUUUACAUUGGUUUAUGGAAAUUGGUUAAUUUAUCGUGUUAAAACCCCUGAAGUGAGCGCAAUACCCGUUAUCAGAACCAGAUCUUUAUUGCCCAUUUCCAAUUCCUAAGAACUUGUGCAACUAUGUGUAACCAGCUCACGGGCACACGUCAGCGUAUCUCGUGCCGCUAACAACCAAUUAACCGACUAAAACACAAUAAAAAUACACACAAUGAACAAAAGCAUGAAGCCAAGCAGAGCGAAACGACCGAAUCCGAACCACGACACGAAAAUGCGAAAUACUUUCACGAGUUUCGUCACAAUCAUUGUAUUUUUGAUAGCCAGCAUCCUAUGCUUCCAGCCUAUGACUAAAGAGGAACAUAUAGAACAGUUUAACAAGAUGGAUGCUGAAGUGGAACCGUUCAGGAAGAAUUUAACAGAAUGCGCGCGGCAAGUAAAAGCUUCUAUGACGGACGUCGAAACAUUCCUUAAAAGGGUACCCCAGUCAACGCUGCAAGGCAAAUGCUUCGUCGCUUGCAUUUUGAAACGUAAUUCCAUUAUCGUGAAGAAUAAAAUAGUCCCGAGGAACCUUCUGGAUGCAAAUAAAGCUGUAUAUGGAGAUGAUAGUGAAGUGUUAGCGCGUUUGAGAAGCGCUAUUAAGGAGUGUUUGAAAGCUGUUGAAGGGAUUUUUGAGAUAUGUGAAUAUGCGUCGGUUUUUAACGAUUGUAUGCAUAUGAAGAUGGAACAUAUCCUGGAUAGAGUGACGAUGGAAAGGAGGAUGGAGGCUCUGGGACAGAUGACGUCGAACCCUGACGUGUGGACAGACGAGGAUGAUGAGCUAUUGAAACUUGUUAAAGACGAGCUUUAGUAAGUGUGUAAACGCCUGUGUGAAAGUAAUAGCAAUAAAGUGUAUUGUGUGCA
Molecule: messenger RNA, 1066 nt
Organism: Cydia pomonella (codling moth)
Lineage: Eukaryota; Metazoa; Arthropoda; Insecta; Lepidoptera; Tortricidae
Gene: Obp2
Exons: 1
Coding region: 378-1013 (211 amino acids)
Molecular function (GO): odorant binding
Source: RefSeq, a predicted model, not a curated record